This is a messenger RNA of Medicago truncatula (barrel medic), 1786 nucleotides long. Its product is annotated as F-box/kelch-repeat protein At3g61590. The transcript is spliced from 2 exons. The coding region runs from base 302 to 1501 and encodes 399 amino acids. NCBI's taxonomy places the organism in Eukaryota, Viridiplantae, Streptophyta, Magnoliopsida, Fabales, Fabaceae. The record is from RefSeq and is a predicted model, not a curated record. Gene Ontology annotation, molecular function: protein binding.
UAAACUAAAUUGAGAUCUAAGUUCAUGCACUUCCGAAAGCCAAAUAAAACCGCACUUCAUUUCAUCUCGUUUUUGUCGCAUAAAAAAACAACUCUGUCUUUCUCUCUCUCUCUCUCUCUCUCUCUCUCUCUCUCUAUUUAGUGUGACUGCUUUUCCUCGUUUCUCAACCAAAUCUAGAACAACCCAUUUCAUUGUUUAAGCUUUUAGGGUUUCAUUCUUCUUCAAUGAAUUCACACCCUUUUUCACACUGACACUACUGCUCUCACUCUUUCAAACAAAGGCCUCGUCUUUUGACUCUAUUAUGGCUGGAGAAAUAGCAUGGAUCAGCCACUAUGAUGAUGACAUCAUGCAAAAGGAGACUGAGGACUUUGAUUUGGAACUUGGUGAGGAAAUUGAUGAAGAAGUCAGUGUUGUUUCUGUGGACAUAAUUUUGCCUGAUGAUUUAUUGGAGCGUAUCCUGUCCUAUCUUCCCAUUGUAAGCAUUUUCCGAGCAAGCUGCGUGUGUAAAAGAUGGCACACGGUUUUUGAAAGGUUUUUAUCGAACCCUUCACAUUUGCUACCUCAGAAACCUUGGUAUUUUAUGUUCACCAGCUCUGAUGAACCAUCUGGUCAUGCUUAUGAUCCUAACCUUCGGAAAUGGAAUUGCAUUGAACUCCCCUUCAUUGGAACUUCUAAUUGGUUCAUUUCUUCAUCAUAUGGCUUAGUUUGCUUCAUGGACAAUGAAAACAGAACUGAACUAUGCAUGUGCAACCCUAUUACUAAAAGUUUCAGGAUGCUUCAAAAGCCUCCAGGGAUGAAUUCUGAUUACAGUGCAUUAGCAAUUUCAGUCGACAAGGAAUCACAUGGUUAUACCGUGGCAAUUGUUAAAUCAAAUCAAGUCCCUGGAAACUUUUUUCAGUGGGAUAUCUCAAUUCAUGUAUACAAUUCGAAGGAGGAGGCAUGGCUGACGCCACUAACCGAGGUUUUGACCGGGUGGAGGGGCGGUGAUGAGAGUGUGAUAUGCAAUGGUGUGCUUUACUUUGUAGUUUACUAUACCGGAGGUGUUCCACUAGAAAACCGUCACGCGUUAAUCGCAUAUUGUAUCUCCAACCGAUUUUCUCAAGCUAGCUUGAGCUCUAUUCCUGUACCAUGUUCUCUGACAUGUGCCCGCCUAAUGAAUAUGAAGGAGAAGCUUGUAAUGGUUGGAGGAAUCGGCAAACCUGAUCGACCGGGCAUAAUCAAAGGAAUCGGUAUCUGGGUUCUUCGUGAUAGGAGGUGGGAAGAGAUCGUCCGAAUGCCUAACAAAUACUUCCAAGGCUUUGGAGAGUUUGAUGAUGUUUUUGCUAGCAGUGGCAUUGAUGAUCUAAUAUAUAUUCAAAGCUAUGGUUCUCCUGCACUUCUCACAUUUGACAUGAACAUUAAACAAUGGAAAUGGUCACAUAAAUGUCCAGUAACAAAAAGGUUUCCUCUACAGCUUUUCACUGGUUUUUGCUUUGAGCCGAGACUUGAAAUUGCUCCAUAGUUUGCUGUUUUCUAUAGAAUCUAAUAGCUACUAUUGACAAUUGUGUCAAGUUUCUGGCAAUUUUCUCUGCUGUUUUUAGAUUUCUGUGUUUCAACUUGCUGAUUAAAGAUGAUGAUUCAUGGACACUGAAAUUUAUUUAAACAUUUGAAAAAUACUACAGAGCUAUAUAAUUAAAUUUUUAGUUGCUCAUUCUAUAUGGAUUACAAUGAGAUGUACUAUAUAUCUACUUAACUGUUGCUGUUUGACUCGAUCUCAUUAAUCAAAGCAGAAAAUUUCGCUGUCGCA